AAUUCGUUUGUCAACAAAACAAAUCUUUGAGACUGUUAAAGUGAUACUGGUAGUGGUAGACUAGCCAAAAUCUGAUAUAUUUUGACACAAAAGUAUGAUUGAUGGCUAUUCCUAGACACUCCCUUAGGCUUUGCUUGAAAUCCAUAGUGUUUACCUCUUCAAGUUCCUCUAAACAGCUUCCUCCAAGUCUCAUCAACUUCAAACAAACUGUAUCAGCCAGUACUUUAAGUGGAAGAUCAUCUAGGUCAUCUUGUAUUUUAAGAGCAGACGGUCAGAUGUCAGGAAGUCAACAACAGAGUAAACCAGUCUCUACAACACCUGUUACCAUGGCAACAGACAAGAUUGAGGCAGUUGUCUGUGAUGCUGACGAGCUCAAGUCAGGAGAGAUGAAGGAGGUAGAUGUGGGCGGGGCUGGAACUGCGUUACUAGUUAGAGACGGGGCAGAUUACUACGCCAUUGGUCCCAAAUGUUCACAUUAUGGUGCUCCACUGUCGAAAGGUGUAUUAUGUAAUGGAAGAGUUCGCUGCCCCUGGCAUGGAGCUUGUUUUAAUGUUAAGACAGGGGAUAUAGAGGAAUUUCCAGGACUGGAUAGUGUCCCUUCAUUUAAGGUUGAAGUUUCCGAUGGUAAAGUUAAGAUCCAUGCAGACAAAGCAGCGCUCGCCAACACGAAAUAUCAGAAGUCGAUGUGUAAAGCAGCGCCGGGAAACAAGAAUGUUGUGAUAAUCGGAGGGGGACCAGCCUCCGUGGCAUGUGUCGAGACCCUCCGACAAGAGGGAUUCCAGGGAGAUAUCACAAUCUGUACCAAGGAUAAAUACAUUCCAUAUGAUAGAAUCAAAUUGAGUAAGGCAAUGGACAUUAAACCAGAUGCAAUCGCAUUAAGAAAUGCUGACUUCUACAAAUCAAAUGACAUCACAGUAAAAACUGAUUGUGAGGUGAAGUCAGUUGAUACGUCCAAUAAAAGUGUUAGUUUUGUUGAUGGCAGUUCUUCUAAAUACGACACAUUAAUGAUUGCAACUGGGGGACAACCUCGUGUUUUACCUAUCCCAGGUGUGGAUUUACAAAAUGUGUUCAGUUUACGAACACCAGAUGAUGCUAACAAAAUUGCGGAGGCUGCCAACGGAAAAAAUGUAGUGAUAAUUGGGUCCUCUUUUAUUGGGCUAGAAGUGGCUUCGUAUAUGUCUGCAAAAGCGAGCAAUGUUCAUGUUUUGUGUCGCACUGAUUGCCCGUUAGAGAAUAUAUUCGGAAAAAAAGUUGGGCAAGUAUUUAAAAAGAUGCAUGAGGAGAAAGGAGUUAAGUUCCACUUUGAAGCAGGUAUUAAGGAAUUUAUAGGACAAAAUGGCAAAUUAUCAGAAGCAGUGCUGUCAAAUGGGACCAAAAUACCAGCUGAUGUUGCCAUACUGGGUGUAGGUGUUGUACCAGCUACUGCUUUCCUCAAGGAUUCUGGUAUUAAAAUGACGGAUCGGGGAUUUGUGCCGGUUAAUGAGAACAUGGCAACAGAUCAGGCCGAUGUUUAUGCAGCAGGAGACAUUGUUGAAUUCCCGCUCUUUACAGUUGGUGGAACAAAUGUUAACAUUCAACAUUGGCAGAUGGCCCAUGCUCAUGGAAGGACAGCAGCUUACAGCAUUAUGGGUAAAAAACAACCAAUCAGAAGUGUUCCCUAUUUCUGGACUGUCCAAUAUGGCAAGAGUGUGAGAUACACAGGUUAUGGUCCAGGUUAUGAUGAUGUUGUUGUUCAUGGUGAUCUUGAUGACAUGAAAUUUGUAGCAUUUUAUACAAAGGGAGAAGAUGUUGUUGCAGUUGCCAGCUUGAACUUUGACCCCAUUGUAUCACAGGCAGCUGAAAUGUUCCAGGCAGGAAAGAAAAUAUCCAAAUCUGAAAUCAAGACAGAUCCAAAGUCUUGGGUAUCUCGACUGUAGAUUUAAAAAAAAAUAAAAUAAAAAACAUUUGAAAUGAACAUCUGCUGUUUUUUGAAAUGAACAUCUGCUGUUUUUUUAAAUGAACAUCUGCUGUUUUUUGAAAUGAGCAUCUGCUGUUUUUUGAAAUGAACAUCUGCUGUUUUUUGAAAUGAACAUCUGCUGUUUUUUGAAAUGAACAUCUGCUGUUUUUUUAAAUGAACAUCUGCUGUUUUUUGAAAUGAACAUCUGCUGUUUUUUGAAAUGAACAUCUGCUGUUUUUUGAAAUGAACAUCUGCUGUUUUUUGAAUGAACAUCUGCUGUUUUUUGAAUGAACAUCUGCUGUUUUUUGGGAGUAUUGGUUAUUGAAGCAGGUUAGUUUAUUUAUUGUGGUGGACAUUAUUUCUAUCUAUAUAGAAAGUGCAGGUCAACAUUGUUCGAAUUGUCUUAUCUAAAAAAUUUAAAGUUUGUUUUAUUUUGAAGAAUGAAAAACAUGGGGACAGUAUCACGUGACUUUUUAAGCAUUUAUUUGUAGGUAUGCAAAUUGUGAAAAUUACCAUAUGCUUAAGCAAAGUAAAUUGUUUUAUUGUUUAACUGGAAGAGCUUAAUGUUUAUAAAGCAAAUGAAGGAAAAUUUGCAUUUCGUGCCAUUGAGUAGAAUAAUUUAUGUAGCUCUGAUGAAUAUUAUGCAAAUAUGUUAACAUAUGAUUUUCAAGUGGCAUGCCAUAGAUUAGUAUAAAACAAUCUUUAAAAAAUCAAACUUAUGAAAUAUUUUAUAUAAUUAUACAGUUUAUAUGACUUUGAAUAUAUACAAUUAUGAAUUAAUUAUACAAAAUAUGAAAGAAUUUUGUACUUUUAUCACCAAAUGUCUACCCUGUUAUACAUGUAAAUAGAGUAAUAGAAAAAUAGGUAAUUUAUGUGGAUUGUAAAUAAAGAUGCUAGAUCAAAGCACUUAAUUUGUACCCAUAUCAACAUUUUUACUUGGGCAACAUUAUACACUGUAGGGAUGCUGCUUUAAUGUUGUAUUUCUGUGAGUUUUGUUUAUAUUCAGGUUAUAUUUAUACAGAAAUAAUACCAUGCUUACAGUAUUGUAUUUAUUUACUUAAUCAAAGCAAUAAAGUUUAUUUCCUGUU
This is a messenger RNA of Ruditapes philippinarum (Manila clam), 3024 nucleotides long. RefSeq names its product apoptosis-inducing factor 3-like. Gene Ontology annotation, cellular component: cytoplasm. Gene Ontology annotation, molecular function: flavin adenine dinucleotide binding; 2 iron, 2 sulfur cluster binding; oxidoreductase activity, acting on NAD(P)H. NCBI's taxonomy places the organism in Eukaryota, Metazoa, Mollusca, Bivalvia, Venerida, Veneridae. The transcript is spliced from 17 exons. The record is from RefSeq and is a predicted model, not a curated record. The coding region runs from base 102 to 1916 and encodes 604 amino acids.